AGGACCAGGAAUACACUCUAGUUCCCCGAGCUCUAGAAAAAACACCUACAACUCCUUCAAUGUUAAAACACCACAAUUAAACCCGGAUAGGACAAAAAAAAAACAGAAGACAAAAGCCGUAUUCGUAAUUUUACGCACCAAUCGUGUAGAAACCAAUAACGGAAUACAAGGGGACAGACAGAUUCAGGGAAUACUUCAAUACUGUUAUGAAGCGAGAAUGAGUAGCGCAGAAGACAGCGGGAGCAAGUGCUCGUCGGGCCCGAUUUCCAGCUUUACCAUCCAGUCUAUUUUGGGCACACCAUCCGAUGCGCCGCGCUCCGGGAACAAGGAGCUCUCCAAGGGGCCACCGGCGCCGCUGCCGCCGCCGCCGCGGAGGCGCUCACUGUCGGUGUCUUCCGAGGAGGACUGCAGCGGCGGGGAGGACUCAGCAGACUGCUUCUGCUCCGACACAGGUCACAGCGAGCCAUGCAACCGGCACCAAGCCCAUAACUUCUGUUUAGGUCCCGCUAAAGGACUUCUAUCUGGGAGUGACGGGCUCGCGCGGCGGCCGCACCUGCCACAGCCUAUGCUGCAGGAUUAUAAGGAGGAGCAGGAGAGACCGUGCCAUCAAAUGUCACCUCUGUCUGAGGAUCGACAGACAGACGGUGCGGACAAGCAGGGCAACUCAACCAAGAAGAAGACGCGCACGGUUUUCUCCCGGAGUCAGGUGUACCAGCUGGAGUCCACCUUCGACAUGAAGCGGUACCUGAGCAGCUCGGAGCGGGCCUGCUUAGCCUCCAGCCUGCAGCUGACGGAGACUCAGGUCAAGACGUGGUUUCAGAACAGGAGAAACAAAUGGAAACGGCAGCUAUCAGCUGAACUGGAGGCGGCCAACAUGGCCCACGCCUCCGCACAGACACUAGUGGGGAUGCCGCUGGUUUUCAGAGAUAACUCCUUACUGCGUGUUCCGGUUCCCCGGUCUAUCGCCUUUCCAACGCCCCUUUAUUACCCGGGGAGCAACCUGCCAGCGUUACCUUUAUACAACCUGUAUAACAAGAUUGAGUACUGAUUGACUCUGCUGUAUUUCCACGUAAAAACGCAUUACAAAACAAUGCAGCAUUCUUACAAGUGUCUCCACAUAACCCCUGUAUAUUAAUUGUAUCAUUUUAUUUGUUGAAGACAUUUUUAUUAUGCAGCAACUGUACGUCUCACAAGAAAGCAAUCAAGCUUCCCUAAAUGUAUAAAAUACACCAUGUGUAUAAUUAAUACCAAUCAUUUUUGUACUUUUAUUUUCCGUCUCCUCUAACUGACAACAUAGUGAAGUAUAACAUUCAUAUCUCAUUCAAGAAAAAAAAUGGAUUCCGCAAAAUAUGUGUUAACACAGUUUUUAGUUCAUAAUUGGUUUUUCACACAUACUGCAAAGCAUCAGUCAUUGUAUUUCACCUGUCAGGAAAAAACUAUUAUUCCAUUUAAGGAAAAACAUCAUUGUUUCUAUUGUAAUUUAGACCUUCAAUAAUAGCCUUCUCAUUCAAUAAAUUUUCUAUUUCAGUGAA
This is a messenger RNA of Etheostoma cragini (Arkansas darter), 1532 nucleotides long. RefSeq names its product H6 family homeobox 2 (gene hmx2). The record is from RefSeq and is a predicted model, not a curated record. Gene Ontology annotation, cellular component: nucleus. Gene Ontology annotation, biological process: regulation of transcription by RNA polymerase II. Gene Ontology annotation, molecular function: RNA polymerase II transcription regulatory region sequence-specific DNA binding; DNA-binding transcription factor activity, RNA polymerase II-specific. Bases 218 to 1048 code for a protein of 276 amino acids. The transcript has 2 exons. Lineage: Eukaryota; Metazoa; Chordata; Actinopteri; Perciformes; Percidae.